CUGUCAGCUGCGCUCGCGCACCGUUUCUGACUUUCCCACUCUGUCCCCGGUACCAUGGCGUCCAGCGAGGAGGACGGCACGGUUGAGGAGAAGGAAAACAACAAUAAGAAGAGAUCGAAAAGUGCCAUCGCUAUCGCAUGGCUCACAUUUUACAACAUCGCCAUGACGGCCGGGUGGCUGGUUUUGGCUGUGGCAAUGAUGCGCUUCUACAUGCAGAAAGGCACACACAAGGGUCUGUACAAAAGUAUAGCAAGGACACUCAAGUUUUUCCAGACCUUUGCUUUACUUGAGGUGGGACACUGUGCGAUCGGGAUUGUGAGGACCUCGGUAAUUGUAACUGGGGUUCAAGUGUGCUCAAGAAUUUUCAUGGUUUGGUUCAUCACCAACAGCAUCAGACAGAUCCAGAACGAAGAAAGCGUUGUCCUUUUCCUGGUCGUAUGGACGAUGACAGAGAUUAUAAGAUAUUCCUUCUAUACAUUCAACCUGCUCAACCACCUGCCCUACUUCAUCAAAUGGGCCAGAUACAACCUGUUCCUCAUCCUGUACCCACUGGGUGUGGCUGGAGAGCUGCUGACUAUCUACGCCGCCUUGCCUUACGUCCGUAGAUCAGCUAUGUACUCCAUGAGGCUCCCAAACAAGUACAACGUCUCCUUUGACUACUACAUCUUCCUCAUCAUUGUCAUGCUGUCCUACAUCCCACUGUUUCCUCAGCUCUACUUCCACAUGCUCCGUCAGAGGAGAAAGAUGCUUCUCGGGGAAGUCAUAGUGGAAAAGGAUGACUAGCUGAUGCCUUACCUGGUCUUUACGUUUGGGCCAGCCAGCCUGCACAGCCUACCCAAGCCCACCCGACCCCACCAGUUCUGCAACCCUGCCAACCUCUCCUCUAUGUCCCACUAUGCCCUGGGAGAACCAGACUACAAAGCACCAACUUGGAUUAAACACAAUCUGGAUAUGAUUACUACUACACAUGGAGACACCACAAGUCUUAACAGGAGUUAAAAAAAAAAUAGUACAGCCCCCCUGAAAGUUAUCCUCAACAAUAUGAAUCACCACGGACAAACAACAGGGAUCCAUUCAUUCGUGACAGCCAGGACGUUACAUAUCAGGAGUAAUCACCAUCUGAAUGAUCUCCAUGGAAACAGGAAUAAACAUACAUUGUAUUACUGGAAUAAUAAAGGAUCACCAAGGAGUCUCCGGCACUGUGUGGAACACUUCCUGACAGUCUACUGUUCCUCCUCAGCCGCUGUAAAGAUAUAUACUUCUGGUGAGUCCACUAACCAGCCUGUCUAAUCACAUUGGAGCCCCUCUACAGCCUGAUAACAACCUACCAGCCAGUCAUCCUGAUACACAACCCCCACCCCACCACCCAAAGCCCAGCAGCAGCUAGAUAACCUGUCAGAUAGAGGGAUGUAGACAAAAGGGUGAACGGAGAGCAGGGAAGAGAGAGAUUAGGUUCCCAGCAGUUUACUUAUUUUACCGAUUGGCAACUCAUUUUGUAAGUGUUUUCCACCAGUUAUUUUUUAUGUAAAUAGCAUGUGGCAACCAUGACUAGACAGUUAACAAGGUUAUUAUUAAACUAAUGAUACCUCAACAAUAAACAGACAUUUGGGUAA
Messenger RNA from Hypomesus transpacificus, 1613 nucleotides. It is a transcript of the gene hacd1, whose product is annotated as 3-hydroxyacyl-CoA dehydratase 1. The record is from RefSeq and is a predicted model, not a curated record. Gene Ontology annotation, molecular function: 3-hydroxyacyl-CoA dehydratase activity. Gene Ontology annotation, cellular component: endoplasmic reticulum membrane. The transcript is spliced from 7 exons. The coding region runs from base 55 to 783 and encodes 242 amino acids. Gene Ontology annotation, biological process: very long-chain fatty acid biosynthetic process; fatty acid elongation; sphingolipid biosynthetic process. Lineage: Eukaryota; Metazoa; Chordata; Actinopteri; Osmeriformes; Osmeridae.